GCCACAGCUCAUCCUCACCUCCCUCCUCUGGAGCAGAUGCUUCAGCCAAAGCCUGACCUGGGCAGUUGGCAACCUCCCUGGUAUCCCCGGAAGGAAGAGAGGCAGUGUCUGUCAGCAGCUGCCUCCCUGCCGCCAGGGUCCCUGAGUCCCGGGUCCAGCCCCGCCUCCAGCGCGGUGCCUCCGCUUGUGGCCCCGCUGAGACUCCCUGGGGCAGGACUGAACAAAGGUCCGGGCCCGCCCUGCUCCUCUCCCUGAGAUCCCGGGAACGCGCCUGCAGGAACCGAGCACGUGCAGGACCGAGCUGCAGCGCGCGGGUAAUCCGAACCUGACAAAAUGUUUGCCAAAGCGACUCGGAAUUUCCUUAAAGAAGUGGAUGCUGGAGGGGACCUGAUCUCAGUCUCACACUUGAAUGACUCGGACAAGCUGCAGCUCCUCAGUCUGGUGAUCAAAAAGAAGAGAUACUGGUGCUGGCAGAGACCCAAGUACCAGUUUUUGUCUGUCACCCUGGGAGAUGUUCUCACCGAAGGGCAAUGGCUCAGUCCAGUGGUUGUGGAGUCAGACUUCGUGAAAUAUGAAAGCAGGUUUGAGAACCAUACGAGUGGGAGCAUCGGGACGGUUGUGGGGAAGGUCAAGCUGAACGUUGGCGGCAAAGGCCUGGUGGAGGGCUGCUCGUCGUUUGGAACCCUGAGGAAGCAGGAGGUGGACCUGCAGCAGCUCAUCCAGGAUGCAGUCGGGAGAACAGUUAAUCUGGACAACCCGGUGCUCCAGCAGGUGCUAGAGAGGAGGAACGAGGUCCUGUGUGUGCUGACACAGAAGAUUGUGACCACGCAGAAGUGUGUGAUCUCUGAGCAUGUGCAGACGGAGGAGAAGUGCGGAGGCAUGGUGGGGAUCCAGACCAAGACUGUGCAGGUGUCAGCAAUGGAGGACGGGACCGUCAUGAAGGACACCAAUGUGGUGCUGGAGAUUCCUGCUGCCACCACCAUUGCCUGUGGCAUCAUUGAGCUGUAUGUGAAACAGGAUGGCCAGUUUGAAUUCUGUCUCCUGCAAGGGAAACAUGGUGGCUUUGAGCACGAGAGGAAAGUUGACUCUGUCUACUUGGACCCCAUGGCCUACAGAGAAUUUGCAUUCCUGGACAUGCCGGAUGGGGGUCAAGAGAUCUCUUCCCAAGAUGGGCCACUACAUAUUUUAAAACAAGCAUCUGUGCACCUGGAGAGGAGCUUCCAUCCCUUUGCGGUGUUACCUGCACAGCAGCAGAUGGCGCUGUCCUGUCUCCUGCAAAAAGUCCUGUUGGAUGAGGAACUCCUUAAGGCCCUGGAACAAGUGUGUGAUGAUAUGGCUGGUGGCCUCUGGUCCUCGCAGGCUAUAUUGGCGAUGAAGGAGCUAACAGACAGUCAGCAGCAGGACCUCACAGCCUUCCUGCAGCUGGUGGGGUGCAGGGUACAGGGUGAGCGUCCUGGCCCGAAGGAUGAGGUCAGCAACCAGAAGCUCUUUGCAACAGCCUACUUCCUGGUCAGUGCACUAGCAGAAAUGCCAGAUAAUGCCACGAUUCUCCUGGGGACAUGCUGUAAACUCCACAUUAUUCAUAUGCUCUGCCACCUGCUCGACGCUCUGUCUGAUGACAGAGUAUGUGAUUUUGAAGACCCCACCUUGGCUCCUCUGAGAGAUACUGAGAGGUUUGAGAUUGUGCAGCGUUUGUUUGCCUCUGCCGACAUUGCCCUGGAGAGGAUGCACUUGUCCAUUAAAGCCACCAUCCUGAAGGACUCUUGCAUCUUCCCACUAAUUCUUCAUAUCACUCUAAGUGGGCUUUGCACUCUAAGCAAAGAACACGAGUAAUGUCUUUGUCUGUCAGAAUUAUGUGCUACUGGCCAAGGCUGGGUACAUUUUAGAACUGAGAAAAUACUUUAGGAUUUUGGGCUAAGAGUGUUGACUUUCCACACUGAAUGUCUGCAAGCAUUGUGAAUGGUUUCUUUUCAUCAGAGGCCUGGUAUGCCAAUAGACAGUGACCCCUGGUGACCAUGGUACAUUCCAACAUCUGAGUCAUUGAGGGAAGUGUCAAGGGCUUUGUACUCGACUCAUUGGUCACUUUAUUUUCCACUCACUCCUGUUAUACAAAAACGGAAGAGUCUGAGACUUCAACAUUCAUCUUAGGCUAUGAAUGCUACAGGAAAGCAAUUUCUCUUCUUUCAGAAAUGCUGUACAUUACUUGAUGACUGGGAAACCUUAUAUGCUACCUGAGUAUAUGAAACAAAAUUAUAUUAAGUAAGGCCAUCUGAUUUUACCCACCUCAACGUGGGGAUUUAGAUAUAUUUCUUUUAUUUGAUUUUGUUACGCUUUGAUGAACAUACUAUGUCUAGAACAAUUCCAGUGCAUUCUGGGAAUUUGUCACAUGUUGCAAUUUCUAUCAAAGGAAAUUCUGAACUAUGUCUAGUUUGCUAUUUAUUCUGUUUUGAUGUCCUUCUGCUUCAGCAGUCUUGGAUAGUCUCCCCAAGCCUCCCGAUUUCACUGAAAGUAUUUGUUGCUAUAGAUCAGACUCAAUGCCUCUGGGUAGAAGCAGCAGGGAGACGCAUGUUAGCAUGUAGUUCCCAUCUCCAUUUCGCCCAUGCGGCCCCUUCAGAUUAUAAGGAAGAGUAACAAAAAUGAAAUAAAACGAGACUCCACCUCACGCAGCUAUCUUUUACAGGGCUAAAGUUGUACCAGCAGCACUGCUCAGAAAUAAACUGAUCAUAAAUUAGGAAGGAAAUGCAAAUGUGUGUAGCUAUGCGAAGUUGGUACUGUGACUCAUUUAUUUCUGACAUAAGACAUGAAGAGCAAGCUAUGGACAGAACAUAUAUGAAUCUACAGGCGGAAAACACACAUGUAUGGGCAUAGGAAUGCAUGUCUAGAAUUCAGGAGAAACCUGGCAGUGGUGCAUUGCAAUUCAGGGACUUUUGAGAUUGGGACAAAAGGCAAAAAGAGUUACUUCCUUACCUUUAUAUUCUGGUUGGAGUUUUAUAUUAUCCUUCUAAUGAUGGGUCAUAUAAAAUAGGAAAUAUGAAAGCGUUAAGUGAUGGUUGUACAAAGCAUGGGAACCUCAGUUGGGUCUCUGGCAUCUAUGUAGACUGCCAGGCAUUGUGAUCACCUCUGUGAUACCAUCACUGGAAGGCAGAGAUACCAGAAAGACAUCUCUAGCCUCUAUGUGCAACACACACACACACACAAAGUAUGGGAAAAAAAAAACAAAAAAAAUUUUUCUGGAGACACCAGAAACAUCCUAAAGUAGCAUGUUCCUGAACAUGAAGUAUGGAAUCCUAGAAACCAGCAUGAGAGAAUUGCAAAGUGCACUUCUGGAAAGGCUUCCUGCUGUACAAAGCCACACUGCUGUGUUUCAGUGGGUGCCUGCCCUCUUCCUCCAGGCCCAGUGUGAAGCUGUAACACACAGCAGGGCUGCUUGCUGAAACACAGGAUUUCUCUUUCCUGGGCAGAUGGGAAGUGGCCAGAGGGACUCAUGCUGUCUAAGCAGAGUCUUUGUUUCUUGAUCCUGUAUUUUAAUCUUCCCCAACUCUGAAAUCCUUUUCUAUGAAAGCCACCAUCAUGCACCAGCCAGAAUAGAAACAGCAGCAAAGGGAAUCUUGGCUGAAAAGUAGAGGCAGGUGAAACUUUAUUUAGGUGGAAAAAAUUUACAUCGAGGACUUAAAAAUCCAUUUAAAUCAAAGCUAAUGCAAUAUCCUGUAGUUUUAUCUCUUAGUUCUACCUGUAAAUGAAACAUUGCCAAUUUUUCCAACAGCAAGUAUUUCUUUAAAUGCACAAAAAUAUUUUAUCAGGAAUAUGUAAUCUCACAAACUGAACACUGUAAUAGUUUUUAACUGUAUGCGGAAAUAUGUUGAAAGAUUUAUAGUGAGUUUCUGAAACAUCAAUACUUACUGUAUUAUAGGAAAUUAAUGUAUACAAGGACAGCAGUGAUGUUUCUCUUUGCAGAAACUAGUAAUGCAGAUAUCUAGAAAGCAGGGAUGCUUAACUUUUCUUUUUAAACCUUUUCAUCAGAAAGUUCCUUAAGCAGCUUGGCAAGCUUCGACUUUUAUAAGCAUGUUGUCUUCUACUGAAAACUCCUUACAGUCGCUAAAGAGGGUGGGGUUAAAAAGAGCAUGUGUUUGUGUUAGAAGGAAAGGUAUGCAAAAAUGAACUGGGGGUGGAGAGACAAAAAGUUUCCACAGCAAGUCAUUUACAUCAAAUGGUCUCUGUGGGUUCUGACAAUUCAAAAAGGCUUGCAGAAAAUUUCAUUUGUUGCUGAACACCUGUGCUGGCUCAUUUUAUGUCAACGUGACACAGGCUAGUCAUCUGAGAGGAGGGAACCCCAAUUGAGAAAAUGCCUCCAUAAGAUCAGGCAGAAGGCAAGCCUAUAGAGCACUUUCUUAAUUAGAGAUUGAUGGGGGAGAACCCAGCUCACUGGGGAUAGUGCCACCCCUGGGCUGGUGGUCCUGGGUUCUAUAAGAAAGGCUGAGCAAGCCAUGAGGAACAAGUAAACAGAGUUCUUCCAUGGCCUCUGCAUCAGCUCCUGCCUCCAAGUUCCUGCCCUGCUUGAGCUCCUGUCCAGACUUCCUUCAAUGAUGAACCAUAAUAUGGAAGAGUAAGCCAAAUAAACCCUUUCCUCCCCAAGCUGCUUUGGUCAUGGUGCUUCAUCACAGCAAUAGCAAGCCUAACCAAGACAACACUAUUGCUCAUUUUUUUUUUUUGCAAGAUAUCACUUAAAAAAAAAACACAUAAAACAACAAAAAACAGUGUUACAGAAGAAAUAGAAACCAGCAUCAAUUUUUAUAAGAUGGCAUACAGUGAAAACAAUCAUCUACUUUGCAUUUCAUGUUCAGAUACAUAUGAGCUAUUGAUGUAGGAGAAACAUGAACUAACAGCAGCCAUGUUACGAAGGACUUACUAAUAAACUUGCUCAGGAGAUAAUAAGUUACAAAGCAGGACUUACCUAGGGAGUGCCACCUCCACAGGAACUGGGAGAUAAGCUGUGUGCUGACCAGGCUUGUCAGAAAUGGCAGGAAAGAACAUUUUAUUCCUCAAACAUAACUGGAGUUUAGGACUCCUGAGACCGUUCACUAAGACUGACCAGCUGUGAGACCCAUCACCGUAUCAGAAUACGUGUCUCUAGGGUGGCAAGUCAAGUGAGUGGCACAGGGUGACAGUCAUCAUUAAGUCCUGAUCUGCCCUUAGGUCUCUGUUCUUUUAUCAUAGUUCUGCCAAGUAGGCAAGGUGACCCUGGAUAACAAGCACCCCAGACAACACUGGUGUAUCUUUGCUGUGUAAAUCUCCCAUUUGCCCACCUGACUAGACUUAUAGACUCCUGCCUCUUUAAAUUGUUCAUGUGUAAUCUGGGGCCAGGACCUGAAAGAUUUUUUUUUUUUCAAGACAGGUACAAUUUCCUGUUUGAGGCUGCUUUCCCUUUGUGCAUUAACUAGAACCAGGCACAUGCUAUUGAGGAUUUUUUCCUCUAUUAAUUUCUAUGUGCUUGGAGUGAGUUCUCACUGCGAAGGCAUGUUCAUUCUACAACAAUACAGCAUCUAACUGGCUCUAUCUGUAAAGACUAAGGUAUUUCUCACUUGGACCACACUUAUUAGCAGUGCUACCAUUAACUAGCUCUCUGACAUAAGAUGUAAUCAUGUCUUAGCUGGUAAGGUUUCUGGCUCAAUGUAAUUUAUAGCUGGGAAGGGUUUUUGUUUGUUUCUAGGGUGUUAGCAUAUGCCUAGGACCAUGUGUACAUUAAGCUUGCAAAGCACUCUACCUCUAAGCCCCCACCCUCCUCAACUGAACAGUUUUUAAUGUUGUGAUCUUUCUUUCCUCUUAACUAGUUUUAAGUUUCCUCUAAGUUCUCAGGCAACCUUGACUAGUAGAGGAGGGAAGCUAGUUUUGAGGUAUGGCCUAUCACAUUUACGCAUAUAUUGCCUAGUCAGUUUGCCUUUGGCUCAAUUGUAAUAAAGGCAACUAUUUCUGACUUUUGAAAUGAAGGCUGGGACUACUGCUCAGUAUUGGAGCAUGUGCAGCAUAUGCAAAGUCCUAUACUUACGCCCCAGGACAUCUCUGCUCUGUGGCAGUAACAAUUAUUUAUUUCAGGAGACUAAAAAAGUGGUAGUUUUAUAUAUAAGAAAUAAAUGGUUAACUUCCAAGUUAUAAGUGACAUUUAUCUUAACUAUCGAUGUGUUAAUUCAGUUUGUGUGAGUGAUUAAGAAACAACAAAGUAAAAAUAAAAAUAAAAAUGGCCAUUCUGACCUGUGUCCUGAGGUUGUCAGUUAUCACAUCACUGUGACACCAGCCACAAGACAAUAAGCAAUUAGAAAGAGAAAGAAGUAUUUUCUGGAUUUGGGGUCCACUAAUUAGAUGUAACUAUUAAGUAGUUUUUCUAAUAAAGAUAUAGGUGCCCAUUAAGCUUCACACUAUGGGUAAAAACCAGGUUGCAGUGUAAAUUUUAGACACAAGGAUAAGGAAGAGCAGCUUCAGAAUGCUCUGAUGUAAACAUCAGAGGAUUUCAAAUCUGUGUGAUUAGUGAACGACUUGCUUAGCAGCUAGGGACUUGGAAUGGGAUUCUAAUGGGACUCCUAGAUUAGGACCACCGAAAGGCAGAUUGUCUUCCAGACUGCAGCUCAAUCAAGGAGCUCUCUUAAUCCUGGGGGUGGGUUCCUGAACAGUUCACCAUCUGCUACUUCACCUUAGAAUGAGGUGACUUUACAGGGACUGAAGGAGAAGCAACCUCGGGUAAGAGAACACAUUUAAUAAGUACUCUCAAAGGCUUACCACAUCACAAUCACAAGUUAUCCUUUAGAGUUGAAGAUGAAGACGGGUAUUAACCUAGCCCUACACAACACAUGGAAGGUAGAGGGAAAUUAAAUGUUCUCAAAAAUCACAUGGUAGGAUCUUAGUCAGUAGAAGUAGCACAACUAUUUUUACUUUUAUAACGAGAGAUUAUUUUUUUUUAAGACAGUCUUGUAGUGUUUUGCCCGAGUGGUGCAACCAUGCUUACCUUAGAAAAAAGAGCAUCAUUCUCUCGCUUUUUAGUCCACUAAGGACGUGUGAUUCUGUGCAUUUUUCAAAAGUCACUCCAGGAUACAAAGCAACAAGAUGAAAUGAGAAAUAUUUUUAAAAGAAUAUAACUUUAAAGCUAAAAGAAAAAUACAAUUUAAAAAUAACCUUACCUUAAAAAACUAUAGAAUUAUUAUCUUCAGGUGUAUCACAUAUACUUACAAAAAGAUCAAUAUGAUGCUGAAUUAUUCAUCAAAUGUAUUCUUAAAAAUCUGUGAAUAAUGUUAUAUACAAUAAUCUCAUUAUUUAAAAUACUGAAUUUCUCCCAAGAACUCCAAAUACAUUACAGAUGUUAUAAGAAUUCUCACAGCAAUCCCUUGGAACAGGAGGCGCACAGGCACAGUAAUCUUUAAGUCUAACUUAUAGCACAAUUUCACUUCAAAGUUGAAGUAAAUAUUUCCCAAGAGGCCUCCAUCCAGAAAUGUUUUUUCUUACGGAAAUUAAAUUCUAAUAAUGAAAAACAGUUUUCCGGGCUUAGUUUCUCUAGUAAAGUCUUCAGAAAGGAGAUUAGUAUCAGCUUCAAGGUGGAGCCAAAGCUUCUUAAAAGAAUCUAAAAUAGAUCAGAAUGUCUAGGAAUUUGAAAGUAAUUAAAGCCUUAGAACACUAGCUGUAACAUAUGGGCAAAUAUAUUUAGCUUUAUCAUUCAUUACUUUUGGGAAAUAGUUACAUAUUAUACACAUAGCUUUUUUUGUGUGUGUGUGUGUGUGUGUAUGUAUAUAUAUGUACAUGUUUUUUAAAAAUGAACUAUUUAUGUGCACAAAACUUCAGGACUGCCCUUUUCUUAUUUAGUAUAAAGAUUAGUUACUGUGGAGGUAAGGUCCUCCAGUCUAAUUCUGUAUAAUGAAGGACUAUUUCAUUAGACACAAAAAAAAGUAGAUGGCUAUUUUCUUGCCAUUUUCAAACUUUUUAUAUUUUGAAUUUACCCAUUUAAAAUAAUUAUAACUAAUUUGGUGGCCUUGGCAAUCAACUUCAAUCACUAAGUCAUGAUACUUGUUCUACAUAAAAAUAAGUAUCAUUUUAAAUUAAUUUUUGAAAUAAGGAUCAUUUCUAGUGUUGCUGGGGAUUAAGCCCAGGAUCUCACACAUGUUAGUUAGGCACACACUCUACCAAAGUUAUAACCCCACGCCCUUGUUGUUUCUUCUUUUGUUUUUUGAGACAGGGCCUUGUUAUACCAUGCAGGCAGGCUAGACUCCAAUUUGUAAUCCCCCUGCUUCAGCCUCCUGAGUGCUUGUAUUACUAAGCCUGGCAAAAUCAUCAUUUGUGGCCAGAGUAGUACCUUGUCAUAAUCAAUGUCCAGCUAUUGGAUUAUACUGCUAAUGAGCUAUUUUCUAAAUAUGUUUAAUAACUAAUUUGGCCUUUUAAAGGAAAUUUUUUACAGUUUGUAUAAAUAACUUUACUAGACUCCAGACUCUAGGGUUUGUCCUAUUUGGUUUAUAAUGAUUUCUAUUUUAGAGAGCUAUGGUCAGCAAUUGUAUCAAGUCAGCCAAAACAGACACUCCUGAUGUAUCUGACAUCUGAUAUCUAAAAACACAAAAACGGAAACUGCACAAUAAAAGCAUAGUAGUAACGAAGUCAAAAAUUCUACUAUAGGGCAUUGAAUAUAUUCCAUUAGCAAAGGUUAAAUGACUUGUUCAGAGACAUCAUUUCUACAGGCAUUUGUACACUUGAAAAUGAAAAAAUACAUAUAACUAUUAGUUGUAAAGAAACCAUGCCCUGAAUGCUGAAUGUGGACACUCAUCCCACAGUACAUUUAUGAAUACACAUACAAAAUGUUUUCCCAAAGAACAUGCAUGUAUGUGUACAUUUUACCUAUCACCAAUUAUUGAACACCACUGUAAGCCCUUUCAUCUUCAGUUAUUAUAAAUGUGUUAUGUUAGACCCUUCCCAGGAGAGAAGUAUGAAUUUCCUUGAUCACAACACCUAGGAAGAAUCCUGGUAUGAAGCCUGAUGGUUCCUACAGACUCAGGUGGGGACUUGAGUUACAAGUUCAGUGAGUCUUCACUGAGAAACAGUUGUACCUUCUUAAUAUUGGCAUUUAUAGGAUAGUGAACUAAACUGUAUCACUUCAUUAGGAGAAAUCUGUGAUUAAUUACGUCAUCAAUCAUGAGUAUCAUUUAUAAUAGAAACAAUGUUAAGCAGAGAUGAUACGCCAGAUAAUAUACAUUUUUGUAUCACAUGAAAAGGAUAUAAAUACGUAUGCAACUACUGUUUCUGUUGCAUCAAGAUGGUAGAGAUAUUUGUGGAUAGACUGCUGUGCAGAUAUAAUUUUCCCAAAGCUGCUUAGAAAGGCUUCAAGAAAUAGCAUGAAGGUACAUUGGGGAAUACAGUACAUUUCCUGAGAGCACAGAACUGAAAUUUCUCUCCAAACUUACAUUACAGUGUAUUGAAACAUUAAGUCACAAGGUGCCAUGUAAACACUGUGCUUUGACUUACGUUGCUUUGAGAAUCCAAUAAUUUUAGCAAAUACAUGUAGUUUAAAAAGUUAUUAAGAGUGUAUGAUCCACUUUGUUAACAAUUUCCUGUCCCAGAAAAAAGAAAAAGAAUAUUUUGGCUAUGAAAUUCUAGAAUUAAAAUUUAAAAGCCUCAAGAUUCCCUUUAUUAACAAUAUGGUAACUUAGGUGUUUUAUUAUGAAUAGAAAAUACUGUGUGAAUAUUGCUUACUACCAUAUAUAUGCACAUAUGUAUGCAUGUAUGUAUAUAUCUAUAUCAAUAUCUUUAUAUAGAUGGAUAUAUAACUUUGAUGAGGGGAAAAACAAAAUCAGAAUUCAGGUGUCUGGAGCCUGUCACCAAAGACACUCAUCAAUAUUUAAGCAUCAAACCCUUUAAAAUGUGACUAUUCUGAAAUGAAAAGCUAGCAGCAAUAUAAAAUAAGGUUAGCUUAGUCAGUGAUGAGCUGCAUCACUAAACGCAUAUAUUUAAGGAAGAAUAUAUAUCAUUUAAGACUCCUAGAGGAGAAUAUCCACCAAGGUGAACGUGGGAAUCUGCACACUGGCAAUGCAGCUAAAGGAUUUGGUUCCUAAUCAUUAAGUAACAAAAAAGUGUAUGUCCUAACAGAAAUCUCGAGUACAGAACAUCAUUUAGUAUAUAUAAUGUAUGUGUUGUGAGUGUAUAUAUGAAUAGCUGGCAAUUAUUUCCAAAUUUUGUAAACUGUUCAAAGGAUUUGGUUUUCGACAAAACAGAGAACAAA
This is a messenger RNA of Peromyscus californicus insignis, 10240 nucleotides long. It is a transcript of the gene Gsdme, whose product is annotated as gasdermin E. Gene Ontology annotation, biological process: programmed cell death. The record is from RefSeq and is a predicted model, not a curated record. Gene Ontology annotation, cellular component: cytoplasm. The transcript is spliced from 10 exons. The coding region runs from base 334 to 1833 and encodes 499 amino acids. Lineage: Eukaryota; Metazoa; Chordata; Mammalia; Rodentia; Cricetidae.